Molecule: messenger RNA, 3261 nt
Organism: Meleagris gallopavo (turkey)
Lineage: Eukaryota; Metazoa; Chordata; Aves; Galliformes; Phasianidae
Source: RefSeq, a predicted model, not a curated record
GAAUUCUGAAGAGGUUGGUAACCACAGCAGAGCUGGCAUGCCCCUGACCCGGCACAGGGAGCAGCAGCCAGGCAGCUCCCCCUGAGCAUUGGGGAUUUCUGCAGUACCACCGGUGAUGUGAGCGAUGGCAGACCAGGCUGCAGUGGCGGCGGAGGCCUCUCCAACCCUGGCACCAUCCCCGGGCUCUCCUCGACACAGGGACAUCAGCGGGACAAAGUCCCAUCCUGCCAGCACCAGGGAGAAUGGCAGCGGCGGGGAGGGCAGCGUGACCCUAUUCCCCACGGAGGGGGACACGAAGCCCCUCUCCAUGCUCCUGGCUGAUGUCCCACAGGGCCCCCAAUCGCGGCUGGCCCCAUCCAAGUCCCGCACGGCUCCAUCCUCCCCCAGUGUGUCCCCGUCGGAGAGCCGCACCGCGCUGCUCCGGCUGCGGGAGGCCAGGCUGGAGGACACCAGGAGACGGCUGUCAGAGGCCAUGCAGGAGCCCCUCAGCCGCCUGAGCCGCCUGAUGGCCGAGGAAAGCGGCCCUGCGGGCCAGGCAAAGGCAGGGGGCAGCCUGGGGGCAAGGGGGAAUCGGGGGGGCAGAGGGGACGGGGGGGCAGCGGGCGCGGACUGGAGUCCCUGGGAACCCACCCUGAACUGCCACUAUGAGAUCUGCUCCUACGGGGACGUCAUCCAGGUGGUGGAGGUGGCGCAGCGCAAGGCCGAGCCCCCGGAGCAGCCACCGCCAUCGGCCCUGCCUGGGGGCACGGUGCCGGGCCGGGCCUUGGCCUGCGUCGCACUGCUCACCUACGGUUACCUGGUGCUGCCACUGCCGCCCUACGCUGCAGGCCUCUGCCUGGGCCUCACCUGCGGCCUGCUGCUGGGCCUGCUCGCCGUCCUGCUCCUCCUGCUGAAGCCGCCGCCGCUGCCGCGCCUGCGCCCCGAACUGCUCCCAGACAGCCUGCAGGGAACCCAUGGCCUGCAGGGCUGGCUGAACCAGCUGCACGCCUACGACCCCGAGCUGUACCACCCGUCACUCACACACUCGGUGCUGGCCACACUGGAUGGGGCCGUCCUCAAACUGUCCUACCCCAAAAGCAACAUCCCACGCCAGGCCACCUUCGCGGAGGAGAUCCUCGAUGUCGCCUUCGUCAGCCAUCGCUGCUACGAUAUGAGCGGUGCCAAGGUCUCUCUCUGCCCCCCCGGCUUGGCCCGAAAGCGACUAUGGAACAAGAAGUACCCCAUCUGCAUCCUCUUCCCAGAGCAGACAGACACAGAGCACAGGAGCAGCGAUGAGCAUGGCACAGAGCAGCCGGGGGAAGAAGGGAUGAGGAAGCCACAGGCACCUGGCCAGGACGUCCCAGGGGACUGCAGGGAAAGAUGCCUGUACCUCUUUGGGAGGACAGGAAGGGAGAAGGAGGAGUGGUACCAUCAUCUCCUGCGAGCCUGCCGUGGGACCCCCAGCAGCAGCCGUGGUGAAGCCAGGCCAGGCAAAGAACUGGCUGCACAGAGUGGUGCCAGCAGCAUUAGCGAGAGCACUGAGGACAUCCCCUCUGCCAUCAGAUCCAAGGAGCUGGCCGGAAUCUUUCAGCAGAAGAUUUUUCUGGAUUACAGCACCUACAUGGCCCAAUUUGUGCCAGCAGAGACAGGGAGCAGCCCAGAGCAGAGCCCCCCUCACAGCACACUGGGCAGCCCCGCAGCCACCAAGCUCAGUGAAGAUACAGCUGGGUGCAGUGAGGGCUGUAUAGCCUGGGUGAAUGCACUAGUAGGGCGCAUUUUCUGGGACUUCCUCCGGGAGCAUUACUGGGCUGAGCAAGUGUCCAGCAAGAUCCAGAAAAAGCUGAGCAAGAUCAAGCUCCCAUAUUUUAUGAAUGAGCUGAAACUGACAGAGCUGGACAUGGGCACAUCCAUUCCUUCCAUCCUCAGUGCCUCCAAGCCCACCAUCAAUGACCGAGGUCUCUGGGUGGACAUGGAGGUCACCUACAGCGGCUCAUUGCAGAUGACCCUCGAGACAAAGAUGAACCUCUGCAAGCUAGGAAAGGAGGGUGCUGCAGAAGACAGUGGGCAAGUGGAGCCAAGCGGAGAAGGGACCAAGCCUCGGCUCAUCCUGCUGGCAGACAGCGAUGCAGAGUCAUCCAGCGCUGGCUCCUCUGAUGAGGAGGACAUUGUCACUGCAGAGCCUGCUGGAGCCCCAGGGGAGCGAGUCCCGCCACCUGGCACUGAAGGCCAUGUCAGCAGCAACAGCACGGGCCGGAAGAUCCUGCGCUUUGUGGAUAAGAUUGCCAAGUCCAAGUACUUCCAGAAGGCUACGGAAAAUGAGUUCAUCAAAAAGAAGAUCGAGGAAGUUUCCAACACACCACUGCUGCUGAUGGUGGAGGUGCAGGAGCUGGCAGGCACCUUGGCUGUGAAUGUGCCACCACCACCAACUGACCGUGUCUGGUACAGCUUCCGUGUUCCACCCCAGCUGGAACUGAAGGUGUGCCCAAAGCUGGGUGAGAGGGAGGUAACAUUCGUACAUGUCACUGAGUGGAUUGAGAAGAAGCUACAGCAUGAAUUUCAGAAAAUUUUGGUGAUGCCAAACAUGGAUGAUCUCAUCAUUCCAAUCAUGCAUUCUGGCCUGAAUCCUCAGCCACUCACUGGGGAGCUGCCCAGGGACAUACCAGCCAGGGGAGAGAAGAGGCUCUGAAGUGCAGCCCUAUGGGCAGGAUAGAGACACCGCAAAGGGCUCAGGGACCUCACUGGGACACAUCACCAAGCUGAGGCCUGGCCACCGAUGGCAUCCAGUACUAUGCCACGGGACCUGAGCAUCUCAGUUCAUCUCAUUCUCAGCGUCCUGCACUUUGUAGAUGAGCCUGCUCCUUAAAUAUUGCAAGAAAAAAUUCAGAGACAAAGCAGACUCAGGGGAAGGGGUUUGCUGGACACCCAAGAACUUCACAUACUUCCCACCAGCAUCUUGGGAUUCCUCCUAAUCAAGUGGACAGCUCCAGAGCAGCAGAGGGCCAUAGUUUCCACUGUCUGAUUCCCAAAGAGGGUGCAGGACACCCAGAUAGGUUCUGCACUCAACAAGUCACAAUCACCUUGGAUCCAAGGCACCACAACUCCAAGAUGCAUCACACUCUUCCACUGGCAGCUGGGCUGCAAGGAAAACGGGUGAGAAACUAAUCCAAAAUCUGAAUAAAUCCAUCACUGGCCAGUCUUACCUAUCAGCCAUGUUAUUGUACAUGAAAUCCUGGGGCUGCUGAGGGAGCCAGAUAGGCCCAGGGGUCUUGUGCAGAGAGAAGU